This is a messenger RNA of Cylicostephanus goldi, 780 nucleotides long. The record is from the annotation of a GenBank genome assembly. Lineage: Eukaryota; Metazoa; Nematoda; Chromadorea; Rhabditida; Strongylidae.
AUGCCGUCUCGACGUGAUGAUGAAUCCCCUGAGCAAAAUGAUUCGGAGCAGCCACUAGGCCAGCAACCCGACGAAGAUGAAGAUGUCAUUGACGAGCUUUUCAACAAUGAGAAUGAAGAAGUGGAAGAUGAAGAGGGCGAAAAUUUGUUCGGCGAUGAUAUGGAGAGAGACUACCGCCCACAGCCGGAACUUGAUGUGUAUUCCGAAUCUGGACUAGAUGAUGCUUCAGACCUGGAUGAUCUCUCUGUUUCGGCAAGGCAAGCAGCCGAAAGGGAAAUGGCCCAAAGAGAUCAGCUCCUCGAUGAAGAUGCGCUCUUUUACGAAGAAGGGGACGAAGAACGGAGAAGGCGUCGUAGACGACGUGGGGUUCAAGAAGAGGGCGCUGAAGAUGUGGAAAUGGAGGAAGAAGUUCCGAUCGACAUUCUGGAAAACUUGAGAGGUCGCUCAACCAAAGACCACGUUUCGGAUGAGGCAGUGGCUAGGGAAAUCGAGAGAAGGUUCAAAAACUUCCUCCGCGCUUUCAAAGAUCCGGAGACCAGAAAGGCAAAAUAUUUGCAGGCUAUGAGCCAAAUGGCAUCGGAAAAUAAGGAGUCGCUGGAAGUUGAUUUCCGUGAUUUAGCUGAUGAGAACGGCGAACCGAACAUCUGCUAUUUCUUGCCGGAGGCGCCUGUACAGGUUCUGAGAAUCUUGGAUAAGGCAGCAACUGAAGUCGUACUAGACCACUAUCCAUACUAUGGUCGCGUUUGUGCCGAGAUCAAGGUACUUGCACUGAUCAUGUAA